UUUUUUAUUUGUUUGUUUAUCGAGCGUGAGCGCGCUUGGCGCUGAUGUGUGUUGUGCGCGUUGAAAGAUGUGUGGAUCUCGUGAAGUCUUAUUGGUGAUGCUAAUUGCCGUGGACGAUUUUUGUCUGUGAAUUUCCGAAGAUGAAAUCCGUCGUGACUGUGUUGUGCUUUCUGUGUCUCUUCCGCGAUGGAGAACUUAAAGGUGAACAACUGAAAGUAUCAAAUGAAGUCAGUGUCGACGUAUCCAGUGGCUUGAGGACAUACCAUGUGCGGACUUCAGUGCCGGGUCGAACAGUGAUACCGUUUCACGCGUACGGCAUACCAUCAGAUGCAACCUAUUUGCUCUUCCAAGCGCACACGCAAAAUGUGCCUGUUACUAUUGCGUACAGUGCCGAGACGCCUCCCGACGCAACAGCGAGCGAUACGGGAACCAACACAGGCUUGGUUGUCAUGCUGAAAGCUUGGGAUACAGACGGCACAACCUACGUCCACAACUCAAAUGUCGACAAUGUCACUGUACUUCUCGUGGUCUCCUUGCACAGCUCAAAAGACCCCGUGCCAGGCGGCUGCAACAUGGAGUUCCCCGUUGAAGUGUCGCCCUUCCUACGACUCGUGAUGGAAACCACAGAACUGGCCGUGGAGUUUCAACAUGCCAGCGGUGGUGUACCCCGGGAGGCCCAAGCACCCAAGUGCAGUCGGAACCUUCCGUUCUUUCGUUACAAUUUGUAUGUCUACUACCUUGACCAGUGGGACUUGUCAGAAGAACACUACCUGGAGGCUGUCUCCAAGAUGUUAGACCCUACUUCAGUGAAAAGCAAUGCACAAUCGGUGAAAGCUUACCGUGAAAACCCCAAGACCAGGGCGCUGUUCCUGACUUACCCUGGUGAAGGUGCAGUGUAUUCUGUGCUCGUGGAGCAGGUGACCUGGGACGGCACAAUUCAUGAGGCGGCAUACGUGCCAGUUGCCACGUAUGGCUGCCUGUGGUACUCACAGUCCCAAACGUGUCGACGGCUUGAGAGUGCCUGGGGUCUGGUGGUGGCCCUGCUGUUGAGCAUUGCAGGCCUCAUCAUUUGCUUCAGAGGCCAUCGCUUCUUUUCAUUUCAGAUGUUCUUCUUCGGCUUCCUCGCAUUUUCUUUAAUAAGCUUCAUGGUUUUUAUUGCCAUAACGAGGGCAUCUGCACGUGAUGGACUCCUGGCAGCUUUGCUCGGAGGGGCGCUCGGUGGAAUGAUGUGGAUGGCCGUGUGGUGGCUGUUUGCCAUCCCCGUGCUCUCUAUAUCUCUGUCGGGACUGACCCUUGGCUUUCUGGUCGCGGCUACCCUUCUCUUCACACCUCUAGGUGAAGUAGCAUUUCUUCAGAGCAGCAUGAGCUACUGGGUCUUCAUCAGCUGUAUUAUGCUGCUGCCAGCUCUGCUGUUGCUUCCACAGGCCAAGCUGUUGAGUGUGGUGUCUUGCUCCUUAGUUGGUGGCUACUGCACCAUCCUGGCAGCAGAUCAGUACCUGGGCACAUCACUGUCCUACGUGGUGCUGAAUGUUGUGCGACGUUCCUUGGUUCCGGGUGGCUACCAGGCCAGCAACACAGUUCCCUUCCAGCUAAAUGACGUACUGCUGUCCAUGACUUGGGCCGCACUCUUCGCACUGGGCACAGUGCUGCAGCUAUGGUCCGAGCGGGGCAGGGCGCCCUUCCCCCAGUCGCCGUACCACAAGUGGAUACGGGAUCGCAGCUCCGCAAGCCAGCCUCUGUUGGCGACGACGCAGCUUCCUCCGCCCACAUACGGAAGCAUAGGUGGCAAUGCACCCCCCUACGAGCCACCACCUAGCUACAACUCAUUCUGAUUGAGUCGAGGCUGUUCCUUGCAGUCAUUGUUACCUUCGUUUGUGAAAACCCCAUAUCUUGAAAGCAUUCCUCCACUCGACACCUGAUCACAAAUCAUAGGAUGUGGAGGGCAGCACUGCUCCUUGACUGAAGUAGUCGCCGCACUUAAGCUGAUUAGCUUUUUAUCGAGGCACUGUCAGCCUCGUCUUGAAGGCAUCGAAGUGACACUGCGUUAUGAGGCAAGUUCUUGCCAUGAUAAUAAUGUAACAGCAGUGUUGAAGCAUGGUGUGUACUCCAGCAGAAUACCUUGUGGAGUCGAGAAGAGCUUCGAGUCAGCUUUCUCGUUUGCAAAUACGACAUUUAGCCUCUCUCCAGCAGGAUAAGGAGAUCACACCGCGUAUUACCGAGUGACAGAACACGUGGUUGUCACCUGCGUUACUAUAUGGCUAUUUUAUACUGCACUAGUCAGAACAGUUGGAAGUGGUUGUAUGUUUGUAAUUGAAUGUGUGUAGUCAAGUGUUUACGACUCAUAUAAAAGUGAACUGCACCUUGCAGCUAAGAGGUGCCACCUUUUCUUAUCUCUCUCUGACAAGGAGCGGGCUUACAAUGUUGCGUGAAAAUUUACAUGCCUGAUAACACCUGGAAUAGGAUUCUGAUCACAUUGUAUAUGAAGAUCGUUAUAAUAUACUUUGUUACUUGUUGACGCUGACGAUGGGACACUCAUCUUCUUUUUUUAUAUUUGGGCCACAGUUCUUUUUUUGUUGCACUCUUUUGUUUAUUUAUAAUACCCAAUUGGGAAGUAGGGUCGCUACACAACUUCUUGGUCAAGCACCACCAGCAGGCAUGGUACCUGAAGCUGUGCAGUGUGUCCGGUGUGCAGCUGGGUCAAGCUCCGAUACAAAGGUGACGACAGAAGACAUCACAAAAUGACGUUCACUGUUUCUUUUUAUUCUUUUUUUCUUGUCUUUACCGAAAACUCUUUGGGAUGAGCUAUAUUAAAAGUAUGCCUCUUGACAUUUCUAAA
This is a messenger RNA of Rhipicephalus sanguineus (brown dog tick), 2836 nucleotides long. RefSeq names its product transmembrane 7 superfamily member 3. The transcript has 10 exons. The coding region runs from base 141 to 1832 and encodes 563 amino acids. The record is from RefSeq and is a predicted model, not a curated record. Lineage: Eukaryota; Metazoa; Arthropoda; Arachnida; Ixodida; Ixodidae.